AUGAGUAUAGUAAACCGCGUAGAACCCGAUACACCCAGUACACUCAAGUACAACCACAAAGCCGGUUUCUUGGAUCUACCAGGCGAGCUCCGCAAUGCCAUCUACAACCUCGUAGCGACUUGCUCAAGAGAUGGUCCAUAUCCGAAUCCGCGCACAAAAGUCAAACUAAAGCACAUCAAAGGCUUCCACAACAACUUACCAUGGCACCGUCUCCAACGUCAAGACCUAGGCCUUACACAAACCUGUCGCCAGAUACGUUCAGAGUACCUACCAAUAUACUCAACACACACGAGUCUAUACAUAUACAUGCGCACCUUCGCCCUCGCUGCCGAAGACCUAAACAUAACGAAAUACAAUGUCGGCAUGCCAGCCGGUGACGCAGUGAUUGGCGUACGAAACUGGGACGGUGAUAAUUCAUGGCGAGAACAUCGCUCAUGCGUCGACAUAGCGCCGCUUCUCGCUCUCCACCUUCGUCAACCCGAGCUUCUAUUCAGGUUUGAUGACGCUGAGUGCAUGCGCGAGAAACUCAGGCGCAAUAAGCAAUUGGAUACGAGUACCUAUUUCACCACCCUCUUUUCUUUACAUACGAAUCCACUUUGGCGCUCCUUCUUUACCACGGCUGUAAGAGAGGUGUUCGUGUAUCCUGAUUUAGAUUGGAUUUGCGCGAAACAUGUCAAGGUGCAUAUUGAGAUCGAGAAGGAGUUUGGUGAGAUUUGGAUGCGGAGCCGGAAGGCUAGGCAGAACGGGAGGCGGGGAAAGAUGAACGAGUGGUUGGUGACGGUUGGACUGGAGGGAUUGGUGAGGUGGGAUGGUUUGAGGAUUUAUUGGGCGACAGGGUGGUUUGAGGGGUUGUUUGGGAAGUAG
Molecule: messenger RNA, 864 nt
Organism: Alternaria atra
Lineage: Eukaryota; Fungi; Ascomycota; Dothideomycetes; Pleosporales; Pleosporaceae
Exons: 2
Coding region: 1-864 (287 amino acids)
Source: RefSeq, a predicted model, not a curated record